Molecule: messenger RNA, 2681 nt
Organism: Sebastes umbrosus (honeycomb rockfish)
Lineage: Eukaryota; Metazoa; Chordata; Actinopteri; Perciformes; Sebastidae
Gene: nfkbiz
Product: nuclear factor of kappa light polypeptide gene enhancer in B-cells inhibitor, zeta
Exons: 13
Coding region: 563-1828 (421 amino acids)
Biological process (GO): regulation of gene expression
Cellular component (GO): nucleus
Molecular function (GO): protein binding
Source: RefSeq, a predicted model, not a curated record
ACUUGACAAAUCUCCCUUUAAGGUACAUUUUGAACAGAUAAAAGAAGUGUGAUUCGUUUUCGAUUAAAUAUUUGAAUCGAUUGACAGCCCUAAUUGCAAGAUAUUGAAUUAUAACCUCUGUAUCUUGAUACGUAUCGUAUCACCAGAUUCUUGCCAACACACAGCCCUAGUGCAAACUGUCUUUUAAUAUCAUAAUGACUCAUCAUCAUAAUGACUCAUCACUUUUGAAGCUGGCUGAUUAGCACUCCCUGUAUUUGGACUAAAGCCAAACACAACCAUAACUUCCUUAAGGGGAAAAUCCCAACAAAUAGCAGCAGUUAAUCCGGGGAGUGGUGCCGUGUACGUUAAAUCUUUCAGUUCUACACUUCCUCCUGCAGAUGUUGCAGUGGUGGCGUACAGACCAACAACUCUUUAACAAUUAACUGUCAACCAGGAAGCCAGGUGUGGGACGUUCUGUGCAGCAGCAGUUCCUCAUUUCUGAUCUUGCGGUGACAAGGAGACAGGCGUGGACAGGUGUGUGUGGGCGAAGGACAAACGUUUCAGAUCCAAGUGGAGUUAAUAAAUGAUGUUGGAUCCCAGAAGGAACGACACCAGAGGAGGCCAGAUCGUACCAAUGGAGAGCAGCUUCAACCAGGACGAUAGAGGGUUUCUUACCACUGAUCCCAGACCACCAGAAUACGUUGAAACUGUGCACAAGAAGACUGUGAAAGAGCUGCUGAUGAUGAAACGUCAGAAACGGAGCUGCUUGCAGGAGGACAACACCAUGGAGCAUCAAUUUAAAUUUGCAAAAUCUGAAGCUUUUCCCAGCGACCUGAGUCCUUGCAUGUUUGGCCCUCCGGGACAUUUCCUCACUGCUCCUCAUGAAAACGGUCACAUCAUCCCACGACAGCUGCAGCCUCCAGCUCUGCAGGAAGCUCCGGCCGCUGAAGUGACUUUAUUUCACUGGCAAAUACAGCGAGAGACACUGAGGGUUGGAGGACUUUCUCCUGAGCUGCUGAGCAUGCAAGAUGCAGAUGGUGACACGUUCCUUCACAUAGCUGUGGCUCAAGGUAGACGAGCUCUGGCUUAUGUGCUUGCCACAAAAAUGGCUCGAUGUGGCUCUCUGGACGUGAAAGAACACAAUGGACAGACGGCUCUCCAGAUAGCAGCUGCCUCCAAUCAGCAGCUCAUAGUCCACGACCUGCUGACGCACGGAGCACAGAUCAACACUCGGGACCUCUGGGGUCGAUCUCCUCUGCAUCUGUGUGCUGAGAAAGGACAUUUUCUCAGUCUGCAGAGCAUCUGGAGGACCCUGAUGGGGAGCGGGCAGCCGAUUGAUAUUGAGAUGUUCAAUUAUGAUGGUUUAACUGCACUGCAUGCAGCAGUCCUGUCUCACAACGCCGCUGUUAAAGAGCUGAGGAGUCUGGGAAACCUCUGUUCAUAUGUGGCGAAGGAGCUGCUGCAGAAGAGACAGAUGUAUGUGGAGUGUAUUAAGACUCUGCUGCUCAUGGGCGCCUCCUGUGGGACCAAGGAUCUGAAAAGUGGACGGACGUGUCUCCACAUGGCUUCUGAGGAGGCGAAUGUGGAGCUGUUUAACAUUUUCCUCAACCAGCCGUCUUCACUGUCGGUUGUAAAUGUUAAGACAUUCAGUGGAAACACAGCCCUCCACCUCGUCAGCUCUUUGCAAAAUCAUAAAACUCAGGUGGAAGCGACGAAGCUGCUGAUGAGAAAGGGCGCCGACCCCGGGUUCAGGAACUUUGAGAACGAGCUGCCGUCUCAAAUGGUGCCUGAAGGGCCCACUGGUGAAAAGGUGCUUCAGAUCCUGAAGGGGAAACAUGUUCAUGCUUAAGUGAAGCUCAGAAAACACUGUCAGUCAGACAGUCCGAUCUAUCUUAUUAUUAUUUGCCAAAACGAGGCAGAUGCUGGUUGUUUCUGUGAAACAUCCCAAAUUGUUCACUACCAUGUAGUGGAUAAAAGGAGAGAGGGAAGAUUUGUAUUUUUGUGUUUAUUAACUUUUAUUGUUUUAGGCAUUAAGCGGAUUCUUUUAAGAUUAUCAUACAGGGAACAUGAUGAUGAUUUAUGAUUAUAAAAGUUUUUUCAUAGUUUUGGAGGAUUCAAUCGUGGGUUUUUCUUUAUUCUAAUAGACUAGUUUGAAGAGAUUUCACUGUUAUAACUUUUGCAUAUUUUUGGUUUAUUUGAAAGUAGAAAUGUUAUGCAUUUAUAGUUGGAAAUACAUUAACAGCUAACAUGUUGUAGGUUAUUUUAAAAUCAUUAUAUUUUGGUGUCUAUAAAUUCAUGCAACUGUAUAAAAGUGUGCAUGCAUUUUCUCAAAGGUUUAAUAUUAUAGUUCAUGUAGAAAACGUAGGUGUUCAAACUAGAGCUGCAACGAUUAAUCGAUUAGUUUUGCAGCCCUAGUUCAAACACUACUGUACUAUAUUUUAAUUGUGAAAAGGUUCUCAUGUGAUGUAUCAUUAAAAUGUCUUAGUGAAAUUGUCUGAAGAGAUUUAAAUAUUCCAUAUUUUGUGUACAUUUUCAUUGAUUUUUGUUUGAAAUGUUAUGCAACAUGUCAUAUUUUUAAGUACUUUGUCUUUUUGUGGUGUAUAAAAAGUCAAAAUAAUAUUGAUUACAGAAAAGCAUUUGACAUUUUAUUGUGAAAUAUAUUUUGUGCGGACACUUUUAGGGUGACUUGCAUCUAAAAAAAA